AUGAACCAACUACGGACACUAUUUAUGCUACUCCAAGAAGAUUUUAAGGAUACUAUUAAAGGAAAAGGAUCAGACAAAGAUGCUAAAUUAAAGAAGACAAUUCGUAAACAUAAUCUAUUAUCAGAAAUGUUGGUGCAACUGGGUGAUGCGUAUGGGGCAAUUUUUAUCAUUCAAGGGGUGUUUGUCACUGUCACCGUCUGCUUCUAUGGGAUAGCCGCAAGAAUAAACUGCAGACUCGAAGACAUGAAAAAUUUCAUGAUUUCUGUUAUAUCAAUCAUCAAUAUUUUUUACUGCUGCAGAGAAGGACAACUCGUUACUGAUUCGGCAACAGAUGUCGCUAUUGCAAUUUACGAUAGCCCUUGGGAAGAUCUAUCAUGCAGACAUAGAAAGAUGAUAUUGCUUAGCAUUAUAAGGUCACAGCGUGCCACUUACAUCAGUUCCACGAGUUUUACUAAAAUAUCUUUGACGACUUUUAAAACGAUUAUGAACAUGGUAUGGACAAUCAUUUCACUGAUAACUAAGAUUUAUACCAAAAACUAGCAAAUUUUUGUGGUUUUGUCUGCAUGAAAUCCUCUUUCUUCGAAUGUUCUAUGGUAGGCGUUUACAGGACCGCAUCGGACGUAUCGGACGCAUCGUAUCAAACGGAUUUUAGAAUUCUUUGUAUAGAAAUGCCAUACAAGUGCGUUCACUGAUCCGUAUCGUACUGAUCGCAUCGAACGGUUUUCAUCUACCGUCAAAUUAAAAACCCGUUUGAUGUCAUGCGUCCGAUACGUACGAUGCGAAUCUGUGGACGCCUGCCAUUAUUAGGAUAAAAAGUUAAAUUUAGUUUUAACGACACAAUUUUUAAGUUUAGUUAAAGUUCAAUAACCAGUAAUUUGGAAUAAAAAGGAGUCUUGUGUGUGUAAAAUAAAUUUAUUAAUAUAAAAUACCUACAUGUAAUAAUUUACUCUACUUUUUGUUAAAGAUGAA
Molecule: messenger RNA, 969 nt
Organism: Bicyclus anynana (squinting bush brown)
Lineage: Eukaryota; Metazoa; Arthropoda; Insecta; Lepidoptera; Nymphalidae
Product: odorant receptor 85c-like
Exons: 6
Coding region: 1-540 (179 amino acids)
Biological process (GO): sensory perception of smell; detection of chemical stimulus involved in sensory perception of smell
Cellular component (GO): plasma membrane
Molecular function (GO): odorant binding; olfactory receptor activity
Source: RefSeq, a predicted model, not a curated record